Messenger RNA from Myodes glareolus (Bank vole), 660 nucleotides. RefSeq names its product chromosome 17 C1orf54 homolog (gene C17H1orf54). The record is from RefSeq and is a predicted model, not a curated record. Lineage: Eukaryota; Metazoa; Chordata; Mammalia; Rodentia; Cricetidae.
UGGUGGGAAACAGUGCAAUUUCCUCUUUACUUUCACAGCCUUAGUGCAGAAUCCAGAAUGGAUGUCCUCUUCUUAGCCGCCCUUGCUGUGCCACUUAUCCUGGGGAAGUCAACUCCUGAGCCCGAGCCUGCCAGUCCUUUUCUUAUAAAGGACCUGAGAGAAGAGCUAGAAGGAGAAGGACAGGAAUACGAGGCCGAAGAAGAGUUUGACGAGUUGGAUGAGAGUGAAUACUAUCAAGUGUAUUAUUAUUACACAAUUACCCCUAAUUACGAUGACUUUGGUGCUAACUUCACUAUCGAUUACUCCAUGUUUCAGUCGGAGGAUAGGUUGAACGGGUUGAAGAAGGAGGUGACUACAGAGGCAGUGGAGACCACUAUUAGUUUCCACACAGAACUCGCGGACCCUCAGAAUCCCGUGACCAUGAGACCAGUGACUACAGAGCCAGUGACUACAGAGCCAGUGACUACAGAGCCACAGAUUCCAGAUCAGAAUGAUGCCAUGUCCAGUCUGCAGAGUUCUGUGUCCUGUCUUCUCUUAUGGACCCUCCUUCAAGGGGGGCUGCAUUUUAUGUAGAAGGUGAGAGAAGGCUGCUAUGACUCUUCAGACUAGAGUUUGGCAAGAAGUUGGUUGAAAAAUAAAAUAGUUUUGUCUACUUCUUAA